Messenger RNA from Cyprinodon variegatus (sheepshead minnow), 1360 nucleotides. RefSeq names its product forkhead box protein Q1-like (gene foxq1a). The record is from RefSeq and is a predicted model, not a curated record. The coding region runs from base 166 to 903 and encodes 245 amino acids. Gene Ontology annotation, biological process: cell differentiation; regulation of transcription by RNA polymerase II; anatomical structure morphogenesis. Lineage: Eukaryota; Metazoa; Chordata; Actinopteri; Cyprinodontiformes; Cyprinodontidae. Gene Ontology annotation, molecular function: RNA polymerase II cis-regulatory region sequence-specific DNA binding; DNA-binding transcription factor activity, RNA polymerase II-specific. The transcript has a single exon.
UUAAGGUGAGAUAGACUCUGGAACUCUGGCAGGUAUGACUGGAAAGACUCUCGUCUUGAGAGACUCCCAAAGGCACCGCGCGUCUUGACGCACAAAACCUUUUUUACGCCCACAGCGUUUCUGCGUUUUACGUUGGAAUCUUGCAACUCAGAAACCUCUCGCAGCAUGAAGUUCGAAGUGUUGUGCGGAAACCACGAUGUGAAGCAUUUUGACGUGCCCAGUGAUGGAGAGGGGAAAGAGCAGUUUCCUCUCACUCCAGAGGAGGAGCUGGGGUCUGAUGGAGAUUGCGUUGACAACAGCCCGCCGCUCGGUGCUGCAGGCGGGAGCAACAAAUCCAAACCGUACACACGGAGACCCAAGCCCCCGCUUUCCUACAUCGCUCUGAUCGCCAUGGCUAUCCGGGAUUCUUCCACCGGACGUCUGACUUUGGCGGAAAUAAACGACUACCUGAUGAAGAAGUUCCCCUUCUUCAGGGGGAGUUACACCGGCUGGAGGAACUCUGUGCGACACAACCUGUCUCUGAAUGACUGCUUUCUCAAAGUGCUCAGGGACCCGUCCAGGCCCUGGGGGAAAGACAAUUACUGGAUGCUCAACCCUAACAGCGAGUACACGUUCGCUGAUGGGGUGUUUCGUCGCAGAAGAAAGCGCAUCAACAAACAGUUUAGUCGGGAGCAGGAGAUCUCUGAGCGUGCGAUGGAGCCGCAGAUUAUAGACAAACCUGAUCCAAAUACCAAGACUGAGCCAAGCACCAAGUUUACGAGCUCAUUUGCAAUUGAGACCAUCCUCAGCAAACCUUUCAAUAGAGACUCAACCAGGCAACCUUUUUAUCCUGCAUUUAUCUGGCCAUACUCUGAACUUAGGACGCAUUAUUCAAGCGCAUCCGCUUUCUUCCCGUAUGUUUAGACUCACUGUCUUGUGCACUUGAUGCUUUCAUGAGGCUAAAAGAGAUAUAUAUUUUUUUCGUUGUUUAUUUUUCUGUUUGAAAGUCAUCAGUAAAUGUUUUAAUUUAUUCCAUAUUUGAUAGUUGAGUGGUGUUUUUAAAGCUUUGCAUCCCUGAGUUGUCUUUAUUUAACAUACUGUUAACAAAAAUGAAUUGUAAAUGUUACUGUAUAAUAUAACUUUAUUUUUAUUUUUUCAUAGUCUCAAGAUGCACUUUUUUUUCUUUAAAAAUGUUAUGAUAAGAAUAACAGCUGAAACAGUAAAAAAAAAAAAUGCGAUCAGCAGGAACAAUAAAUGCUACAUAAUAAAUAAAUGGUGCUUUUGUUUUCAUUGCAGCUAUUUACAUUUUGAUCAGUUGUAAAUAUCUUUUUAUGGAUAUCUCUUAUGGGGGGAGGGAAGGCAGGUGCGCAGAUGUCAACAG